Pelobates cultripes (western spadefoot toad) is the source of this 20165-nucleotide messenger RNA. Lineage: Eukaryota; Metazoa; Chordata; Amphibia; Anura; Pelobatidae. The record is from the annotation of a GenBank genome assembly.
AUGUUGUAUGAUGGACUGUGCUCCCCCUUCCUCCCCCAGAUGUUGUAUGAUGGGCUGGGGCCCCCUGUCCCCCCCAGAUGGUUUGUGAUGGGCUGUGCUCCCCCCUCCCCCAGAUGUUGUAUGAUGGGCUGUGCUCCACCCUCUCCUCCCAGAUGUUGUAUGAUGGGCUGUGCUCCCUCUCUUUCCCCAGAUGUUGUAUGAUGGGCUGUGCUCCCCCAUCCCCCGAUGUUUUGUGAUGGGCUGUGAUCCCCCUCUCUCCCCAGAUGUUGUAUGAUGGACUGUGCUCCCCAUCCCAGAUGUUUUGUGAUGGGCUGUCCCCUCUCCCAGAUGUUGUAUGAUGGGCCGUGCUCCCCCCUCUCUCCCAGAUGUUGUAUGAUGGUUGUGCUCCCCCUCUCCCCAGAUGUUGGCCAUGAUUCCUGUGCUCCCCCCCUCUCCUCCCAGAUGUUGUAUGAUGGACUGUGCUCCCUCUCUCCCCAGAUGUUGUAUGAUGUACUGUGCUCCCCCUCUCCCCCAGAUGUUGUGUGAUGGGCUGGGGCCCCCUGUCCCCCCCAGAUGGUUUGUGAUGGGCUGUGCUCCCCCCUCCCCCAGAUGUUGUAUGAUGGGGACUGUGCUCCCUCUCUCCCCCAGAUGUUGUAUGAUGGGCUGUGCUCCCCCUCUCCUCCCAGAUGUUGUAUGAUGGGCUGUGCUCCCUCUCUUUCCCCAGAUGUUGUAUGAUGGGCUGUGCUCCCCCUCUCUCCCCCAGAUGUUGUAUGAUGGGCUGUGCUCCCCCUCUCUCCCCCAGAUGUUUUGUGAUGGGCUGUGAUCCCCCUCUCCUCCCAGAUGUUGUAUGAUGGGCUGUGCUCCCCCUCUCUCCCCAGAUGUUGUAUGAUGGGCUGUGCUCCCUCUCUCCCCCCUAGAUGUAUGAUGGGCUGUGCUCCCCUCUCUCCCCCAGAUGUUGUAUGAUGGGCUGUGCCUCUCCUCCCAGAUGUUGUGGCGAUGGGCUGUGCUCUCUCUUCUCUAGAUGUUGCAAGCGAUGGGAUGUGUUUCCUCUCCUCCUAGAUGUUGUGGGCGAUGAGCUGUGCCUCCUCUCCUCCCAGAUGUUGUAUGAUGAGCUGUGCUCCCCCUCUCCUCCCAGAUGUUGUAUGAUGGACUGUGCUCCCCCUUCCUCCCCCAGAUGUUGUAUGAUGUACUGUGCUCCCCCUCUCCCCCAGAUGUUGUGUGAUGGGCUGGGGCCCCCUGUCCCCCCCAGAUGGUUUGUGAUGGGCUGUGCUCCCCCCUCCCCAGAUGUUGUAUGAUGGGCUGUGCUCCACCCUCUCCUCCCAGAUGUUGUAUGAUGGGCUGUGCUCCCUCUCUUUCCCCAGAUGUUGUAUGAUGGGCUGUGCUCCCCCAUCCCCAGAUGUUUUGUGAUGGGCUGUGAUCCCCCUCUCUCCCCAGAUGUUGUAUGAUGGACUGUGCUCCCCCUCUCCCCCAGAUGUUGUAUGAUUCACUGUGCUCCCCCUCUCCUCCCAGAUGUUGUAUGAUGGACUGUGCUCCCUCUCUCCCCAGAUGUUGUAUGAUGUACUGUGCUCCCCCCCUCCCCCAGAUGUUGUGUGAUGGGCUGGGGCCCCCCCUCCCCCAGAUGAUGUAUGAUGGGCUGUGCUCCCCUCUCCCCAGAUGUUGUAUGAUGGGCUGUUGCUCCCCCUCUCCUCCCAGAUGUUGUAUGAUGGACUGUGCUCCCUCUCUCCCCCAGAUGUUGUAUGAUGGGCUGUGCUCCCCCUCUCCUCCCAGAUGUUGUAUGAUGGGCUGUGCUCCCUCUCUUUCCCCAGAUGUUGUAUGAUGGGCUGUGCUCCCCCUCUCUCCCCCAGAUGUUGUAUGAUGGGCUGUGCUCCCCCUCUCUCCCCCAGAUGUUUUGUGAUGGGCUGUGAUCCCCCUCUCCUCCCAGAUGUUGUAUGAUGGGCUGUGCUCCCCCUCUCUCCCUAGAUGUUGUAUGAUGGGCUGUGCUCCCCCUCUCCUCCCAGAUGUUGUAUGAUGGGCUGUGCUCCCCCUCUCUCCCCCAGAUGUUGUAUGGUGGGCUGUCUCCCCCAGGAUGAUGGGCUGUGCUCCCUCUCCUCCCAGAUGUUGUAUGGUGGGCUGUGCUCCCCUCUCCCCAGAUGUUGUAUGAUGGGUGUGUAUGAUGGGCUGUGCUCCCCCUCUCCUCCCAGAUGUUGUAUGAUGGGCUGUGCUCCCCCUCUCCUCCCAGAUGUUUGUGAUGGACUGUGCUCCCCCUCCUCCCUGGGCUGUGUAUGAUGGGUGCUCUCUCCCCAGAUGUUGUAUGAUUGUGUGAUGUUGUAUGACUGUGCUCCCUCUCCCCCGGAUGUUGUGUGAUUGGGCUGUGCUCCCCCUCUCCCCCAGAUGUUGUAUGAUGGGCUGUGCUCCCCUCUCCUCCCAGAUGUUGUAUGAUGGACUGUGCUCCCUCUCUCCCCCAGAUGUUGUAUGAUGGGCUGUGCUCCCCCUCUCCUCCCAGAUGUUGUAUGAUGGGCUGUGCUCCCUCUCUUUCCCCAGAUGUUGUAUGAUGGGCUGUGCUCCCUCUCUCCCCCAGAUGUUGUAUGAUGGACUUUGCUCCCCCUCUCCUCCCAGAUGUUGUAUGAUGGGCUGUGCUCCCCCUCUCUCCCCCAGAUGUUGUAUGAUGGGCUGUGCUCCCCCUCUCUCCCCCAGAUGUUGUGUGAUGGGUUGUAUUUAUAUCUGCCUGGCAGGGAGAGGCGGAGCACACAUACAUAGUACAAGGUUCGAGCGAUUGGCAGAGCCAGAGUCUGCGAGCUGGGAUUUGUGUUGUGGACCGUAUACUGAGCAGGGAUGUGCUCUGCGUGCUGUGCCGGCUCUGUGUGUGCUUCCUGAGCCAGGAUUAACCUGCUCUGCUCCUGGUGGGAAUCAAACAGAGAGAGGAGAACUUAAUAUCAUCCCAACGUCCUGGCACACAUGGUUAGGGCACCCCAGGACUGACAGCUCAGUGGAUGGGUGAGUACAUGGACAGGUACCAGGGGAGUGGGGGGUAAGUAUAUCUUGAGACCAUGGGUUCUAGAACUCUCAGAAAGAGAUACUAUGAUACAUCGAUGCCUUGGGAGUCAACUGAGUUAAGAACACCUCUAGGACACGAACACUAAGGAGAUAAAGAGUUGAAAUACCUCUAGGACUGAGACGAUGACAUAGUAUUACAGAAAUUUAGGCUAAAAUAGGGACCCAAAUCGAUCCGAUCAAACUUUCACACAUCUCUGUUCCUACAGUUGAUCCAAGAUUAAACAAAAGAAAAUCAAAAUUAAAGUAAUUUCUAAUUUUGUUAAAAAAACCCAAAAAGGGAUAAAACAUCUGGGCACGUUAACUGAGUGCCAUGAGAAAAGUAGUCAGGGUAAAUCACACUUUCUCUAUAGUGUGAGUGUCAUUGGAUACAUAACACUGAGUACCUUCCUCCCAGAUUAAUAAUCCCACACAGGGCGAUAAGAGCAGUGAUAGCUUAACCCAGCACUCCAGAUGUUUGUAAACUACAUUACCCAUCAUGCUCAGUAUCAGGUGUGGAGGAGGUUUAUGGACAAGGGGGAAGGUAGAGGAGAAUUGGAGGCGUAUUAAGUGCAUUUAGGGAUAUUUUCCCCCUCUCCCCCAGAUGUUGUAUGAUGGGAUGUGCUCUCCCUCUCCCCCCAGAUGUUGUAUGAUGGGCUGUGCUCCCCCUCUCCUCCCAGAUGUUGUAUGAUGAGCUGUGCUCCCCCUCUCCUCCCAGAUGUUGUAUGAUGGACUGUGCUCCCCCUCUCCUCCCAGGUGUUGUGUGAUGGGCUGUGCUCCCCCUCUCUCCCUAGAUGUUGUAUGAUGGACUGUGCUCCCCCUCUCCCCCAGAUGUUGUGUGAUGGGCUGGGGCCCCCUGUCCCCCCCAGAUGGUUUGUGAUGGGCUGUGCUCCCCCCUCCCCCAGAUGUUGUAUGAUGGGCUGUGCUCCACCCUCUCCCCCAGAUGUUGUAUGAUGGGCUGUGCUCCUCCUCUCCUCCCAGAUGUUGUAUGAUGGACUGUGCUCCCUCUCUCCCCCAGAUGUUGUAUGAUGGGCUGUGCUCCCCCUCUCCUCCCAGAUGUUGUAUGAUGGGCUGUGCUCCCUCUCUUUCCCCAGAUGUUGUAUGAUGGGCUGUGCUCCCUCUCUCCCCCAGAUGUUGUAUGAUGGACUUUGCUCCCCCUCUCCUCCCAGAUGUUGUAUGAUGGGCUGUGCUCCCCCUCUCUCCCCCAGAUGUUGUAUGAUGGGCUGUGCUCCCCCUCUCUCCCCCAGAUGUUGUGUGAUGGGUUGUAUUUAUAUCUGCCUGGCAGGGAGAGGCGGAGCACACAUACAUAGUACAAGGUUCGAGCGAUUGGCAGAGCCAGAGUCUGCGAGCUGGGAUUUGUGUUGUGGACCGUAUACUGAGCAGGGAUGUGCUCUGCGUGCUGUGCCGGCUCUGUGUGUGCUUCCUGAGCCAGAAUUAACCUGCUCUGCUCCUGGUGGGAAUCAAACAGAGAGAGGAGAACUUAAUAUCAUCCCAACGUCCUGGCACACAUGGUUAGGGCACCCCAGGACUGACAGCUCAGUGGAUGGGUGAGUACAUGAACAGGUACCAGGGGAGUGGGGGGUAAGUAUAUCUUGAGACCAUGGGUUCUAGAACUCUCAGAAAGAGAUACUAUGAUACAUCGAUGCCUUGGGAGUCAACUGAGUUAAGAACACCUCUAGGACACGAACACUAAGGAGAUAAAGAGUUGAAAUACCUCUAGGACUGAGACGAUGACAUAGUAUUACAGAAAUUUAGGCUAAAAUAGGGACCCAAAUCGAUCCGAUCAAACUUUCACACAUCUCUGUUCCUACAGUUGAUCCAAGAUUAACCCCUUAAGGACACAUGACAUGUCUGACAUGUCAUGAUUCCAUUUUAUUCCAGAAGCUUGGUCCUUAAGGGGUUAAACAAAAGAAAAUCAAAAUUAAAGUAAUUUCUAAUUUUGUUAAAAAAAACCAAAAAGGGAUAAAAUAUCUGGGCACGUUAACUGAGUGCCAUGAGAAAAGCAGUCAGGGUAGAUCACACUUUCUCUAUAGUGUGAGUGUCAUUGGAUACAUAACACUGAGUACCUUCCUCCCAGAUUAAUAAUCCCACACAGGGUGAUAAGAGCAGUGAUAGCUUAACCCAGCACUCCAGAUGUUUGUAAACUGCAUUACCCAUCAUGCUCAGUAUCAGGUGUGGAGGAGGUUUAUGGACAGAGGGGGAGGUAGAGGAGAAUUGGAGGCAUAUUAAGUGCAUUUAGGGAUAUUUUGGGGUGGAGGGCAGAGGAUAGAGGGUUUGUGGGUGAUGUUAGUAUCUCCAGGAAAAAAAGGAUAAUAGAAAAAUGAUCUAAAAGCUACUUACCUGAAUAUAGAUAGAGACAGACAGAUCAUCAAUUUUGCAUAAUUUUCAUUUACAGGGCUUCCUGGCCACUAAAUGAAACACAUUAUUUAGUGUGAGUGUAGGAGUACAGUGUCUUUAGUGUGAGUGUAGGAGUACAGUGUCUUUAGUGUGAGUGUAAGAAUAAAGUGUGUUUAGUGUGAGUGUAGGAGUACAGUGUGUUUAGUGUGUUUAGUGUGAGUGUAAAAGUACAGUGUGUUUAAUGUGAGUGUAACAAUACAGUGUGUUUAUUGUGAGUGUAAGAGAACAGUGUGUUUAGUGUGAGUGUAAGAAUACAGUGUGUUUAGUGUGAGUGUAAGAGUACAGUGUGUUUGGUGUGAGUGUAAGAAUACAGUGUGUUUAGUGUGAGUGUAAGAAUACAGUGUAUUUAGUGUGAGUGUAAGAGUACAGUGUGUUUAGUGUGAGUGUAAGAAUACAGUGUGUUUAGUGUGAGUGUAAGAAUACAGUGUGUUUAGUGUGAGUGUAAGAAUACAGUGUGUUUAGUGUGAGUGUAAGGGUGCAGUGUGUUUACUGUGAGUGUAAGAAUACAGUGUAUUUAGUGUGAGUGUAAGAAUACAGUGUGUUUAGUGUGAGUGUAAGAGUACAGUAUGUUUAGUGUGAGUGUAAAAAUACAGUGUGUUUAUUGUGAGUGUAAGAAUACAGUGUGUUUAUUGUGAGUGUAAGAGUACAGUGUGUUUAGUGUGAGUGUAAGAGUGCAGUGUGUUUGGUGUGAGUGUAAGAGUGCAGUGUGUUUGGUGUGAGUGUAAGAGAACAGUGUGUUUAGUGUGAGUGUAAGAGUGCAGUGUGUUUAAUGUGAGUGUAAGAAUACAGUGUGUUUAGUGUGAGUGUAAGAAUACAGUGUGUUUAGUGUGAGUGUAAGGGAGCAGUGUGUUUAGUAUGAGUGUAAGAAUACAGUGUGUUUAGUGUGAGUGUAAGAAUACAGUGUGUUUAGUGUGAGUGUAAGGGAGCAGUGUGUUUAGUAUGAGUGUAAGAAUACAGUGUAUUUAGUGUGAGUGUAAGAGUACAGUGUGUUUAGUGUGAGUGUAAAAGUACAGUGUGUUUAGUGUGAGUGUAAGAGUACAGUGUGUUUAGUGUGAGUGUAAGAGUGCAGUGUGUUUGGUGUGAGUGUAAGAGAACAGUGUGUUUACUGUGAGUGUAAGAAUACAGUGUGUUUAUUGUGAGUGUAAGAGUACAGUGUGUUUAGUGUGAGUGUAAGAAUACAGUGUGUUUAGUGUGAGUGUAAGAGUACAGUGUGUUUAGUGUGAGUGUAAGAAUAUAGUGUGUUUAGUGUGAGUGUAAGAGUACAGUGUGUUUAGUGUGAGUGUAAGAAUACAGUGUGUUUAGUGUGAGUGUAAGAGUACAGUGUGUUUGGUGUGAGUGUAAGAAUACAGUGUGUUUAUUGUGAGUGUAAGAGUACAGUAUGUUUAGUGUGAGUGUAAGAAUACAGUGUGUUUAUUGUGAGUGUAAGAGUACAGUGUGUUUAGUGUGAGUGUAAGAAUACAGUGUAUUUAGUGUGAGUGUAAGAAUACAGUGUGUUUAGUGUGAGUGUAAGAGUACAGUGUGUUUGGUGUGAGUGUAAGAAUACAGUGUGUUUAGUGUGAGUGUAAGAAUACAGUGUGUUUAGUGUGAGUGUAAGAGUACAGUGUGUUUUGUGUGAGUGUAAGAAUACAGUGUGUUUAGUGUGAGUGUAAGAGUACAGUGUGUUUAGUGUGAGUGUAAGAAUACAGUGUUUUUAGUGUGAGUGUAAGAGUACAGUGUGUUUAAUAUGAGUGUAAGUGUACAGUGUGUUUAGUGUGAGUGUAAGAGUACAGUGUAUUUAGUGUGAGUGUAAGAAUACAGUGUAUUUAGUGUGAGUGUAAGAAUACAGUAUGUUUAGUGUGAGUGUAAGAGUACAGUGUGUUUAGUGUGAGUGUAAGGGUACAGUGUGUUUAGUGUGAGUGUAAGAGUACAGUGUGUUUAGUGUGAGUGUAAGAAUACAGUGUGUUUAGUGUGAGUGUAAGAAUACAGUGUAUUUAGUGUGAGUGUAAGAGUACAGUGUGUUUAGUGUGAGUGUAAGAGUACAGUGUAUUUAGUGUGAGUGUAAGAAUACAGUAUGUUUAGUGUGAGUGUAAGAGUACAGUGUGUUUAGUGUGAGUGUAAGGGUACAGUGUGUUUAGUGUGAGUGUAAGGGUACAGUGUGUUUAGUGUGAGUGUUAGUGCAUAGUGUGACACAGUGAGUGUGAGUGCAUAGAGUGUCUCUAGAAUUCUGUAUCAUCCUACUCACGAUCUGCUCAGAUGCAAAAAGAAAGCCCUCUAAACAAAGCAUGCACAUUCUUUAUAUAUAUUUUAUCUCUCUAUGUAUGUACGUAGGAAUAUAUUGCAGAAUUCCUAGAUUUUACUAGUAUCAUGACGUAAAGUCAUGAUUUUAUUAAAGACACGGAGGCGAGUAUUAUGCAUAACUCUUUCUUUAUUUCCUCAGCAGCAAAGAUAGAGGAAUAUAAAUAUUAUCAAAUUGAAAGCAAAAAACUGUAUAAGUACACAGGCAACCAAUAGCAUAACAUAGGAAGUGGCUAUAUAAGGCCUGUGUCUCCCACAAUCCUCCUCUUUCUUGCGAAAACCGAGGACCAGCUAAGACGAAACGAUAUCCCACAUGGUCAGAAACAGGAACGGAAGCGCUUCAACAACUUCAAGCUAAAAGAGAGAGAGAAAUAUGGUAAUAACUAAACCCAAACUGUUGCUUACCAGUCAGAACUGUUGGUCAUUCAUGAAACUGAAACGAAAUCUGAAAUUACAACAUAUGAUUGACAUCAAGCAGUUAUAUGCUUCAAACGAAAGUCAAGACAAAUAAGAGGACCAAAAUGUAACAUACCUGGAAAAAUCCAAAAAAAGCGCAUCUCCCUCGCAAACCCCCCCACCGGGAGGGUGGGAGGGAAUAAUACUCGCCUCCGUGUCUUUAAUAAAAUCAUGACUUUACGUCAUGAUACUAGUAAAAUCUAGGAAUUUUAUUAAAGACACGGAGGCUCAUAUUAUGCAAGUUCAAAGCUGUGCUACUAUCUGAGAUGCGAUGUGUUCAAUUGGUCUGAAAUAGAAGUCUCGGAAGGUGGACUCACGAGACCAGUCUGCAGCUCGCAUGAUGUCCUCCAGACGGCAACCCACUAAAGAUGCCUUCGAGGCCAUGGCACCCCUCACGGAGUGAGGCAUAAAGGUAGAAGUGUCUAUACCCGCUAGGGAUAAAAGCCAACGAAUCCAACGCGCUAGCGUCGGAGUCGACACCGGUUGAUGAGGUGCCUUAAAGGAAAUGAAUAGGGGAUGACGAUCAGAAGAACGAAACGUUCUUGUAGCAUCCAGAUAAGCCCUAAGACAAUCCACCGGACAGAGUGCUGGGCACCCUGAGAACCUAGGGUACACGAAGGAUUUGGAUGCCGACUUAGUCCUCCUAGAGAUGUUGAAAGUAACACCCUCAGGAGUAAAAACGAUGGCACCCCAAUCCAGGGCCCUGACAUCGGAGACUCUCUUACAAGAGAUAAGACAAAGCAGCAUAACCAGUUUGGAUGACAGCUGUUUGAGAGUCAAUGCUUGGUUAGGGUACCAAGCCGAUAGGAACUGCAACAUUAUGUUGACGUCCCAAAAGGCCGAAAAACGCGACCGGGGUGGACGGGCGAGGCGAAUACCUCUAAGAAGGCGACAUACAAAAGGAUGCCUACCGACAGGUGUGCCUUCCAAACCAUCGUGUCCGGCAGAAAUGGCCGAGCGAAAAAGAUUGAUAGUCCUGUACGCCUUGCCCGAAUCGAACAGGAACGUGAGAAAUUCCAGGAUCAAAUGGAGAGAGGCAGAUACGGGAUCCAUUGCCCGUUCCAUGCACCAACCCGACCAAGACUUCCAUGCUGCCCGAUAAGCUGAUCGUGUGCCCGGGGCCCACGCGUUUUCGAGGAGCAAGAGAGUUGUCUGUGGAACGUCAGGGACAAUCCAGCGUCCCCUGAAAGGAACCAAGCCACCAGGGGCAACUGGUGUCGCAUCACCAGUUCGUGCGAGUUCCCAUCCGGAUCCAGAAGGAGAUCCGGGAAGUUCGGCAACAACCGUGGGAAGUCUAUCGACAACUCCAUCAGUCGAGGGAACCACGGACGGGAUCUCCACAGGGGAGUGAUCAGAACCAGACAACAGUCGUGGUGAACCAUUUUGGAGAGUGUGCGAGCAAUCAUGUUGAACGGAGGAAAGGCAUAGAGGCGACCCGGGGGCCAUUCUUGAAGAAAGGCAUCCGUCGCCACUGCCGCCGGAUCUGGCCUCCAACUGUAGAAUCUCGGUACCUGAGCGUUCAGCCGAGAGGCGAACAGGUCCAUCUCGAAACGACCCCAUAGACCUUCUAGGCCUCGGAAGACUGAGCCGUGCAAGCGCCAGUCUCCCGAGUCCCUUAAAUGUCUGGAAUUCCAAUCCGCACUCGAAUUGUCCAGACCCGGAAUAUGCUCCGCCGUCACAGAGACGUUGUUGUAAAGGCAGAAUUGCCAAAACUCUUUCGCCAGAAGAGCCAACAUCUUGGAUUUGGUGCCACCCAGGUGAUUGAUGUAUCGGACCGCUGAUACGUUGUCCAGCUUGAGGAGAACGCAACAGUUUGCCCGUCCCGGGGUAAGGCUGCGGAUUGCAAAGGCUCCUGCCAGGAGCUCCAGGCAAUUGAUGUGUAACGACUUCUCUGCGUCGGACCAUCUGCCUCCCGUGGAGGCGUUGCCACAACGAGCGCCCCAGCCGUAUAAGCUGGCGUCCGAUUCUAUGACUACGUCCGGAAGGGAACCGAAAAUUGCCCUUCCAUUCCAGGCCUCCAUGUGGGCUAGCCACCAGGCUAUCUCCUCCCUGGAUUCCUCGUCCAAACGAAUCCGUGAUUCGUAAGAGUGGCCCGAACGAAGGUGUGACCCCUUGAGCCGCUGCAGGGCUCGAUAAUGCAACGGGCCAGGGAAUAUCGCUUGAAUGGAGGAUGCCAGUAGGCCGAUGAUCCUCGCCAACUGACGUAUCGAGAGAUCUGAGGCCCGGAGAGCUCGCCGGAGCUCUUUCUGAAUGGCCUUCAUCUUUGAUUCCGGCAAGUAGAGGAAUUGCCGUAUGGAAUCCACCUGAAACCCCAAAAACUCCAUCGACUGGGCGGGGGUCAUGACCGACUUGUCCCAGUUGAUUAGAAAACCUAGAUUCUGCAAAAGGUUGAUAGUCCAGCUCAGAUGCAACUCCAGGCAUUCUUUCGAUUGGGACAUAAUUAAAAUGUCGUCCAGGUAAAUGAGGCGAACCCCUCUGGUACGGAGGUACGCCACCACCGGCUUCAUCACCUUGGUGAAACACCAAGGGGCCGAGGAGAGACCGAACGGCAGGCAUGUAAAACGCCAACGCCGUCCGUGCCAGGUGAAAUGCAGGUAGUCCCUGGAUUCCACCGCUAUUGGAACCGUGAAGUACGCGUCCUUCAGGUCCAAUUUGGCCAUCCAAUCUGACUGCCGCAGCAGAUCCCUGAGACAAUGGAUGCCCUCCAUCUGAAAGUGUUGGUAGCGCAGGAACGCGUUGAGAGGGCGAAGAUUUAUAACCGGGCGGACACCGCCCCCUUUCUUGGGUACUAAGAAGAGAUUGCUCGUAAAGCCUGGGGUGGCGAACGGCAAUUCUUCUAUGGCACCCUUUGAAAACAUCUCCUCGACCUCCGCGGAGAUCAUCGCGUCCUGUUCCGGUGGGAGAGACAACUCCCUGGGAACAGAAAUUUGAACAGGCAGGGAAACAAACUCUAGGCGAUAACCCUUUACGCAUUGCAAAACCCAAGCAUCCGCAGUUAUAUCUGCCCACCUUAGGUAGAAUAAGGCCAGCCUCCCCGCCACCCGAACCUGAUCGAGAGGGGAAGAAAGGGUACUCACCAUAAGGGCGUCUGCCCGAAGUUCCACCACGGGGGUAUCUGGAGCCCCACGAUCUCCCCCUUGCCGGGAAGAAGGAAGGAGUUUUCGGGUCCUGGAACCCUCUGGAAGGAAAAAAGGAACCUCUGGAGGCACGGAACGAGCCUCGGAAACCACGGCCGGGAGGACGGUUCCUGCUACGCCCGGCCCCUCCGAAAACCUUGGGCGCGAAGACGCGCUUCAUAUUUGCCUGCGCCUUGUCAAUAGCCGUAAAGGUCUUGACAUAUGACCCCAUGUCCUUCACGAAGGAUGUGCCAAACAACAGACCUUCAUCAGCCGAAUCAGGCUCCGCCACAGACAUAGCGGCCAAUUUAGGGUCAAUUUUUAGUAGAAUGGCCUUGCGCCUCUCGGAGGACACCGCCGUGUUGGCGUUACCCAGAAGGCAUAUAGCCCUUGGACCCACCCGAUGGCCACAUCCACAUCCAAAACAGAUUCCCCUGAUCUAGCGGCAUCAAGAAGCUCGUACAGCUUCGACAGGGGGCCCAGCGUAUCCAGGAUCCUAUCCUGGCAUCCCUUCAGGGAAUGAUCAAGACCCUUCUUAGGUUUCCAGCCAGAUUUAUUUAAAAAUUGGGCGAUUUGUGGGUCGAUUUCUGGGGUCUUGCAGGCAGCGCCAGGGAGAGAAGGCCGUGGGCACUCGGCGCGCAGCUUAUUGCGGCCUUCUUUGGAUAGGGGCGUGCGAAUUCGCUUAGCCACAUAUUGGGCGAUGUGGUCCGGAGGGACCCAUUCGGCAGACCGCGGGUGACGGAGGUCGUCCGGGUCAAACAUGGGGUUACCCUGUGGGUCUAGCAGGGCUUUAUUGUCCCCAGCGGGGCCAGUGACCUUACCUCGGGGGUUGGCAGAGGACCUAGAAGGGGGAGCCCCCGUAGGGGGUAUGUCCUCUCCCGACUCGUCAUCAACAAAGGAGUCGUACUCCAUAAAAUCGGAUUCAUUUUCCACACUCCGGUCGGAAUCCGACUCAUCAUCCAGGGCUCUAGCCCGUUUCCACAAUCUAGCCUUUUUAGCCCGGCCAGGGGCUCUUGUGCGCGUGGGAUGCGCGCUAUCUGUGACCGCCAGAGGCGAGUCAUUCAUGGCAGGCAAAACCUGCAUCGAGGAGUGGGAACCGAUAUGACGAGAUUUAUCCUUCGCCUUACGGGCACCCGGCACAGUAUGGGCAGGAGAAGGGGACCCCACACCCAGGGGGGCAGGGGUAGCCGUGGAAGGCAAAAACCCAGAUUGCAGAGACUGGGUAAAGGAGGAGGAGACAGCCCCCAUAGCUGAGGCAAUAGCCUUCUGAAGGGAGGAAGCCAUAGUGGCCUCUAAUAAGGCUUGAAACUCCUGAGAUGCCAUAGCACCCUCAGGGUUAACAUUAGGAAAAUCCCCAGAGGGAUCAGUAGGCCCAUCCUCCCUAUCCUGCAUAAUGGCAGAGACACUAGAAAAACGGCACUGAACAAUAAAGGUGAAAACUAAAUAAGUGGGUUGAUUAACCCAGCAACAACACAAAGGACCUGAUCGCUGGUGUAGCAGGGAGACCCAGAGAGAACAGACCGCACGGCAGGAUACUGAGCGAUGCGUAGCGAUCACCCAAAAUGGCCGCCGUCUAAGAAAAAACGUGCACACGUGUACAGGCCCCCGGCGGGGGAUGGGGCGCGCGCGCACCUACCCGCGCGGGUAGCCUGUGAAAGGGAAAAAACGAGCACACUCAGCCGCGGUGCCGAGAGAAACCGCCGCGGCAGAGGGCAGCGCUGGGAAGCGCUCGGUUAGAGAUAGGGGCGGGAGGGAGGGGAAGAGAGAGAGCCCGCGGCAGCGGGCAAAACGCCCCAGGGGGGUCCCCAAAUACACCAACGAUCCAGGCAACAAGAGUAAAAGACAAGCAAAUAAACAAUAAAUAAUAAUGAGCAUGAAGCAAAACCAGAAUACACAACAAAUAAUACCAAUAAAAUGCAAUGAGUAGAGAGCUCAAUAAUGGUACUUAGCUGUCUGAGGAAGCAGCAAAGAAAGAGGGGGAUUGUGGGAGACACAGGCCUUAUAUAGCCACUUCCUAUGUUAUGCUAUUGGUUGCCUGUGUACUUAUACAGUUUUUUGCUUUCAAUUUGAUAAUAUUUAUAUUCCUCUAUCUUUGCUGCUGAGGAAAUAAAGAAAGAGUUAUGCAUAAUAUGAGCCUCCGUGUCUUUAAUAAAAUCCUCAAUCGUAUAGAAAUUAUUUGUCCUUUAGGCAUUGUUUCCCUCUAACGCCAGAUUUCCCCGUGACAGCUGGCAUCGCUAUUAACUAUUAUUUAUUCCCGGGGGAAACCAAAACCAAUGGGACCAAUCUUCUCCACCCUGGAGGGGAAAGGGUUAACACUCCAAAUCAGUGGAGAAAUGAACUAUAAAUAUAUUAAUAAUAUAACACGUUAAAACGUGGGGGCACAUCCAGCCUUGAGUGUCCCUUUAAUUCUAUUCCCUUUAAUUCUCAAGGUGACUUAUCCAACACGAUUAUAUAUAAAAAUGUAGAAAUCGCUUUUAAAAUAUUAGAAAUGCAAUUUGUUGCAUUUUUUUGUAUAUAAAAUGGAACCUGUACACUUUAUACAUUUACAAUAUCCGGAAUAAACAGUACAAAAGCAAAUACAUUCUGAUCCCAAAGCUACCCUGAAAACAGCACAAGAACAAACGAGCCGUCGUUUCUCUGGGAAUCACGCUCCAAACAAACACCUAAAGCAGUUUAACUUGCUCAGAUUCUUUAUAUGUGAAGAGUGUGUCCUCUGUUUCUUAAUCAUUUUACAAAAAGACUAGAUUUCAAUAGAAAUUGACACUUUUAUAAAUCAACCUUGUUACACCACUUGCUAUCAAUCACACAUCUGGUCCUCUAACUUCCUGGUUUGGUUAAGUUAAACUCAAGAGGCAGCAAUUGCCCAGAGCACCUGACUUGUAAAGACUUCCCAUUGAGGUGCAUUCGGAAGUCUGUGAUUGGACAGCCACAGAAAGUCUGGGCAGGGUUAGAAGGGGAGGGAUUGCAAAGGCAGCAAACAAGAGAUCUGUAGUUUUAUAAGUUGUUUUUUAGAUAUAUUCCAAUGAAAAAAAUGAUAAUAAUAGUAAAAAUAAUCCUACAAAAAUAAUUGUACCCCUUUAGCAGAAAGAUUCCCAAACUCUUGUCAGGCAAUAAUCCUUUCCAAAUAUAAUUUUUCUCCACUUCAGCAAAUUAGUUCCCCUUGAUUUUUUCGUGCCAUUUACAUGCAAAGCUAUAUUAGAUAUUAGUGUAGCUUUAUGUUUGAUAUUUGUGUUUUAAUUAGAUUUUGUCUCCCCAAAGAGGUUAGAGUCAUUGCCGGGGGAAAGCAGUGCGUAGCAUUAAUUAGCGCAAUUCGCGUUUAUUGAAGAACCUGUAUUUCUGUAUUCAGAGCACACGGUGACUGUGAGAAAGCUGCCGUCUGUCCAACAUGUUAGAUCUGGGAACGAGAAAUGUGGGAAUGAGUAUUGUGGGAAAUGAAGUCCGGAGAGACCUGGGCAUCACUGCUCUAAACGCUUGCUUCCUGUAAUAUUUCUAAAAGAUUUGUGUCAGUUUAAAGAUAUCUCAUCUCCUUCACUGCUUUAAAUCAUUUCAGCUUUUAUACCUUUGAAGAGGGGGAAAAGAAAACAUUGAUUGAGGUGUGCAAUACAAAAACAUGCCACUGGGGGCUCUGUUUCUGGGAUAUUUUUGUUUGGACUUUUUUUAAACCUACAAUCUCCAGUUUUGAUAAAAUAAUAAUCACUCUCUUCUAUCACUUCCACCUCAGCCUUUCCCUCCAAUUCCCCAAGAACUGAUUGGAAACUCUACGUAUUUUAUACGACUCUUUGCACCAUAAGACUUUCACUUUCCAUUCAUCCCCACUGCUCUCCAUUAUUACAGUUUGUUCCACCUUCCGCGUACUCUGAAAAGACAUUUAUUUUUUUGUAUAUCUUUCUAGAAAAUAAAAACAUAUCUAAGUCCCCCCAGAUAUAUCUAAGAAGAGAGAGAAGAUAUCUGGUGUAGCGGACCGGCAAUAUUAAUAUUAUCCAUAGUCAGCGCUGAAAAGCAAGGCAAUAUCCCAAAUCCACCAGUAACCGGACGAAACACAGUACUGGGAGUCAACUGAGGUCUUUAUUUGCAGCUCCAGUAUUUAUACAAGUGCCCAUGCAAGGGGUUUCCAUACUGCCUUAGAAGGGGUAAUACAGUAGGGGAAUACAUGGGGGACUUCACAUGCUGGGCAUUUCUCCCAUCAGGCACUGCUGCAUGAGAGGGAUACCGUUAAGUGGAUUAUCCCUCCGUGCAGCAGAACCGGCAAUUUAUAUUAAAAUAUGUAACUUUUCGAAUACUUGACAGAUUUAAACGAAUGGACGUUCAGUAGAUAGCUGGGGUCUGAGCACACCGUUCGUGAAAAUACCGCUCAGAUCCCAGCUAAAACAACCAAACGCCGCACGAAAAACACAUUAUUCAUAACACAAGUUAAAAGUACGGCCUGGGGCUCCCGAAUGGUCUGGAAGCCCAGCGGUGUUCGCGCCAUCGAGUAGCCGUUUUUCAGUUCCAUGCGCUCGACGACCAAACACCGCUGGGGAACAAAGGAUCCAAGAUGGCCGACCGCCGCGUGGUCGGUAGCCGAACGGCGGCCACCUAGGAGAGCCUCUAAUUACCGAUUGCAACAUUGUUGCAAUCAGUUAACAAGCGCCAGACGUCCCUUAGUGCGUGGGCUAUUAAAAGAUAGUUCAUUCGGUUCACGAACAGCUCGCAAAGGUGCAGUUCGUGAAACGAAAUAGAACAUGCCUAUCUGCUUUCGGCAGAUAGCCAAUACAAGCAAUACAGCAUACAGGAUACAGCAGAUUACAACCAGGCACAUACACAAUGGUAUUAAAGAUACAGGCAACCCUUAAAAACAUAUUGUCUCUGUUUAGUCCAAGUGUCUAGGUUUGCCACAUCUGGGCUUCCAGCAGAGAUAUUCUCCACCCCUGUCUUCCUUGUGGCCAUCUAGCAUAUUUAUCAAAUUGGUACAUUGAAGGACCACCCUGGCCAAAAUAACAGCUUCAUCACAAUUAAGUUGUUAUGGUGUGAGGAGUUGCCUGGCGCCGGUUUAAGUGAAAGGUUAGACAAUUAAUGAAUGGUUUAACCCCAAUAGUUCUUCAGUCAGGCACCCCAUCGGUCUGGCCCUGGAUAUCUGCUCUAUAUCAAAGGCUUCAAUCAAGAAGCCUAAAAUUAGACGUCUUUGAUAGGCUGAGUGUCCGUUUUUUUAUUGGAAAUUCAGUUUUAAUUCCUGAUUGUUCACAUUUUAAGUAAAUAAUCCCGUCAGUAAGAGAGGAUUUGGGUUGUCUGUAGUUCACCCAGAACUCUGACCUCCAUGAGUUUCCAUUUUAUCUGCGAUUUGCAUAUACCCUUUCCAAUAGAGUUCCGAGAAUACGACCCAUUUACCGUUGAUUGUUUUUGGCACGGUUAUUGCGUGCAGCAAGCUAAUUUUUUUUUAUUUCUGACAAGAAGCUCCUGAUUUGUAGUUUAUAUGAAAACGCAGUCGCCAGGAGACACAUUGCAAUAAAUGUAAUAUAAUAAGCAGAAAUAAAUCCGUUCUCUGCCUGCGUAUUUGGGCUCCCUACUGAUACAGAUACCGCUCUAUAUGAUCUUAGCUUGAUAAUACAGAGAGUUCAUGCUGAAUGCUGCUGAGGCAGAAUAAAGCGAGCUUAGGGAAGAGACACAGGGGUUAAUCAUAAAGAGACAUAAAAUAUAAUACCUUGGAUUACAGGAAACCGGAGAAACUAUAUAAUUCAACAUCAUAUUUAGGACAACAGCCAAGAAGGUAAAUUAUAUGAGAUGGAGAAUUGUUUUCAGUUUGAUCCUAGAUUUGGUCUUCUUUUCAAUGCUCCAUAAUGUUUGUUUAAGAUCAUUGAGUUGCAGAAAACUUGUGUCAUUAUUAUAUUUCCAGAUUUGGCUACUUUAAGUCUCACAACAGCAAAGAGAGUGAGUUGGGGGCAUCGAAAGCCUGCAUGACCCUCCUGUGUGUGAUUAAAGUUCAGUUAACAGCACAGACGAUACAAACGUUUAAAAUAAACACACUGCGCUGUAAGAUCUGAUUGAAAAUGAAAACAAUUUUUCAUGCAGUCAGUGUUAGUCACAAAAAAUGUUUAUCAGAAAAACGUAUCUGAACUCUCCGUAUUUGUUACACAAUGUGUAAUUUGAGUGUUGGGUGGGCGAAGCUAUUAAUUAAAAAGACACUAUAGCCACCCAGGCCACAUCAUCUCAUUGAACUGGUCUGGAUGCAGUGUCCCUGUCCCACUUAGUUCUGCAAUGUAAAUAAUAAUUAGAUUGCAGGAGUAAGACUGGCUCUAGUCACUGUCAAUCAGACAGUCACUAGAGGUGCUUCCUGGCUGUUAACAGACUUUAGGUCGCCUAACUGACGCUGGACAUCCUCACGUUCUGCAUGAGGACAUCCAGCAUGAGUAAAAUCCCCAUAGGAAAACAUUGCCUGGAGGGGGGUUGCGAGGGUUGGGGGGACCAGAGGGCUCAGAUUUGUAUUCCUAACACUUUAAAAUUCCUUUAAGCCCAAUCUAUAAUAAUGCAACCAGGAAGAAAAGUCCAUAAGGUCAUCCACUUUUUACAUUGGAACAACAAUAAAUGUAAAAGUAGGACACAUUUUGCUAAUAAUGGGUGUCAGAUUUCUAACAGACAUAUCUAAUGAUGACAAAUGCUUAAGGCAUAUGUGCCUAGUAAUAUCUUUAUAUUGGUGAAACACUUACUUUAGAAAUAUCUUCUCUUGUAGGCCUGCCAGCAGGACUCAUGUCGGACCACGAUGACUUUGCUGGCCUUGCUGUCCCCUGGAAUUCAUCGGACCUCAGUCUCUUCAAUCCAGCCAGUGUGGUGGUUCCGGUUAUAUUCUCUCUCAUUUUCCUACUUGGAACUGUGGGGAACAGCUUAGUACUUGCCGUUGUUCUGAGAAGUGGACAGAGAACACCGAACACCACCAAUCUCUUCAUCCUUAAUCUCAGUGUUGCAGAUGUCUCCUUCAUUAUCUUCUGUGUUCCAUUCCAAGCCACCAUCUACUCUUUGGAGGACUGGGUCUUCGGAGCUUUCAUGUGCAAAGCUGUCCACUUUUUCAUCUAUCUUACCAUGUAUGCCAGCAGCUUCACGCUUGCAGCAGUGUCUGUAGACAGGUGCGUCUGUGCCUCACAAUAAAAUAUUAAUUUGAAAAUAUUAAUUAAAAAUUAUGGACCCAUUCCUGUGCUUCUAAAAAUGUCACUGUUGGCAACUUUUGUUAUUGAUUAUUUUUCUACGAUUAAAAUGUUGUGAUAAUGAUCAUAUGCCAAGUGACUAAUAGUUUAUCUUUUCCACCUUUUAUUUUUUCAAUCACAGGUAUCUGGCAAUCCGUUACCCCCUGCGGUCUCGUGAGCUUCGGACUCCAUACAAUGCAGUAGCUACCAUGGCUGUCAUAUGGGGCCUUUCUGUAGUGUUUGCUGGGCCAUAUCUGAGUUACUAUGACUUAAUGGACUAUGAGACCAGCCAUAUUUGCAUGCCAGGGUGGAAGGAAAGGACACGUAAGAUUAUGGAUACAGGCACUUUUAUUGUUGGUUAUGUUAUCCCGGUGCUUAUUGUGAGCUUGUCUUACACCAGAACCAUUAAGUAUCUAUGGACAGCUGUUAAUCCACUGGAGGAUAUGUCAGAAUCCAAAAAAGCCAAAAGGAAGGUUACCAAGAUGAUCAUUAUUGUGACCGUCCUCUUCUGUCUUUGCUGGCUUCCCCACCAUGUAGUGGUCAUGUGUUAUCUUUAUGGCGAUUUUCCCUUCAAUCAAACAACCUAUGCAUUUCGCUUACUUUCUCACUGCAUGGCUUAUGCCAACUCUUGCCUCAAUCCUAUUGUCUAUGCAUUGGUGUCAAAGCAUUUCCGUAAGGGGUUCCAGAAGGUUUUCAGCUGUCUUCUGAGGAAGAAAGGUCGAAACAAGGUCCAUGUCGUACAGGCAGCCAACGCUGAGCCAGGAUUUGAGGUUGCUUCCACUGAGGUGUCCCAGAUAAAUGAAGAACAUGGAAAAAGAAGUGGAUGCCAAGCUGGUGCAAGUAAUUCAGAUUCCUCCAGGCCUCUAGUAACUCCAUGAGCUGUUGCCAAAACUACAUAAUUAAAAUCUCCAAAUGUUUCACAUUUUCUCUGAUAUUGUACAUCAUCCCAAAAAAUGUUUUGGGGAAAAAUAAACUUAAAUUUCCAAACUCUAAAACAGAUUCCAGAUACAAUGCACAGUUUAACUCACCUACAUUCAUGACAUGGUGAUAUACACUUAACCAUUUCUGGAGUUAACCUUUUUAAGGAGAUGACAAAGAGCAAUAAACUGUGGCCCAAACACCUGGAAAGUAAGUCAAGUUAAACCAUGGAAAAAUUCUUAGUAUAGUUUCUAUUAUUAAUGGAAAUUUUCUGACGGUUACACAAACCAUUGACUUGAUUUACUGGCGCAAUGUCAAUGGACACCUUUUCAAUCAGUGCUUCUCGAGGAUAACCAAUGGUUCUUGAUACUACCCAAUUGUGUUCCUUUCAGGAUACUAAUGAAACAUGGACUGUUGGUCAUGAAAUUCAUUGCUGGAGUUCAUCCUUAUUACCUGAUGAACAGUGUAGAUUACUCAAGUAAUAAAAGCCACCUGAGAUAUUCUGAAUAUAUACUAAAUUCUCUUUUUGCUAUAGAGAUUUUGAGAAGAUAUGGGCACAUUAGAUGGAUGUGGUGAAGGACUUCAGAAGUCAUAUAAAAAGCGGCUACACCUAUCAACAACGUUCUCAGGUGUCUAACAGGCUAUAUCCCAUGAUCCUUCCGUUGUACAGUCUUGUUUUACAACAUGUAGUUUCUCCUCCCUUAAGUUGUUCAGUAAUUUGACUAUGAACACAUUUUAUCCUUUAUGUGUUGUAGGCUUCUGCUCCAACAUCACCAGCCGGAUACACCAUUAACAAAGACUGGUUCUGUCUUUUCGUAUAUAUUUAUAUGUAUUUAUGGUUCAAUUACAUUUGUGGACCUUCCAG